AAAAGCAAGCAGCAGCAGCAGCAGCACACAACACACACUAUCCCUCAUCUCUCCCACCAGUCGCUUUCUCACUACUUUCUCUCUCUAAAUAAACGCAACUACCUUGGCUUAAUCAACCCUCACACACACUUCUCUACUCAUUCGUUCCCCCAUUUCUUCUCUAACUAAAAAUCACUCUCUCUACUGCCAAAAUUCUUAACAGAAAAAACUCUCACGAAAAUAUGGCACUCGCCCCAUCACGUAAUCCCUAUUUCAUAUCAGCGACACACUCCUAGUCUUCACUCCUACACCAAAACCGCGUUUCUGAUUUCCUUACAUUACAUACACUAUCUAUAUAUAUAUUUAACUGAUUAAGGGCGAGGAAGAUGGAGAGGAAGCAGGGACAGGGGUUUUUCUCGGCUUUAGAGGACGUGGUGCGCGGCCUAUCUCCAGCGAGGUCGCGGGGGAAGAGCCCCGGCCGGAGCAGGUCGCCGAUGUCGGGCCUGCUCCGGCGGAAAGUCGGCGCCAGCAACUCCGACUCCUUGAUUGCGAGAUCGGGCAGCCUCAGGCCCAUGGGAGAGACGCUCACGCCGCUGAUGGAGGGUCCGGAUCCGGACGGAGAGGAAAUCGGCGACUCCAAGCGCCUCGGCUCGGGGCUCGGCCAGUGGGUCCGCGGCCAGCUCACUCGGAAUCCUUCCGUAGCCGUCAAUGACAGCGGCGGAGGAGGCAGGAGGUCUGAUUUGCGGCUGCUGCUCGGAGUAAUGGGCGCCCCGCUCGCGCCGGUCCACGUCUCCGCCUCGGACCCUUUGCCCCAUCUCAGCAUUAAGGACACUCCAAUCGAAACUUCAUCGGCGCAGUAUAUAGUGCAGCAAUAUACUGCUGCUUCAGGCGGGCAGAAAGUCCAGAACGCAGUUAAGAAUGCGUACGCGAUGGGGAAGGUGAAGAUGGUAGCUUCUGAGUUCGAAACAGCAACAAAAGUAGUGAAGAACAGGAAUGUGAGUAGAGCUGCUGAAUCAGGCGGAUUCGUGCUGUGGCAGAUGAGCCCCGAUAUGUGGUAUGUGGAGCUUGCCGUUGGAGGCAGCAAAGUCCAUGCUGGCUGCAACGGCAAGCUAGUUUGGAGGCACACGCCCUGGCUCGGCGCUCACACGGCCAAGGGGCCGGUGAGGCCCCUUCGCCGCGCCCUUCAGGGACUUGAUCCGAGGACUACGGCUAGUAUGUUUGCUGAUUCGAUUUGCAUUGGGGAGAAGAACAUCAACGGAGAGGAGUGCUUCAUUCUGAAGGUUGCUGCUGAUCCUCGGACAUUGAAGGCGAGGAGCGAAGGGCCGGCUGAGAUCAUAAGGCAUGUCCUGUUCGGCUACUUCAGCCAGAAGACAGGGCUGCUGAUUCACAUGGAGGAUUCCCAUCUCACCCGCAUCCAAUCCAACGGCGGGGAUGCGGUCUACUGGGAGACCACCAUCAACUCGUUCCUAGAUGACUACCGGCCCGUUGAAGGGAUCAUGAUCGCUCACUCCGGGCGAUCCGUGGUGACCCUCUUCCGGUUUGGGGAGAUGGCGAUGAGCCACACCAAGACCAGGAUGGAAGAGGCCUGGACGAUUGAGGAGGUGGCCUUCAACGUCCCAGGUCUGUCGAUGGACUGCUUCAUUCCACCGGCUGACUUGGGAUCGGCCUCAAUCAGCGAAACUUGUGAGCUCCCGGUGGAGGAGAGGGGGAAGCCCGGUAACCGGGCGAAAGUUGCAGCGCUGGAGAAGGCUCAGCCUACUUCCAUUGAUAACCUAAUGUGGAAGGUGGAGAUAUGAGGGGGAGUAGUGGUAAAUGUUGAUAUAUGGGGUAGUGCUAGUGCAGUUUCUAAUUUUUACUAACACAGCAGGAAAAUAACAAAACUAGGCUGUAGUAGUUGUGGGUUUUCCUCCAUUAAUCUCUGUUUGUAAGCAGAAUCCAACUAGAGGGGGUUGGUUGGAGCUCAUUUUCCCUGAUUGAAGGUACGGGCAAAUGGAGGCUAAUUUUUUUUUUGUUAGUUUAUAGUCUCAGAUGGUGAAAAGCUUUAAUAUUAGUAUUGGCAAAACCAUUGGGAUAUUUUGUGCCUAAUGUAAAGGGCACUGGCAUUGGCAGUGGCAGUUAGAAAAGGGUAACACUUACACUGCCAAAAUUUGUGUGUUGCUUAGUUGAAGGAAUUCCUCUGUAAACAUCAUCAUCUUGUUAUGUAAUACAGCAGGGAAAACCAGUCCUUUUUGAAUGUUAUGUAUACAGCUGUUUGGUUUUGGUAUUA
This is a messenger RNA of Salvia miltiorrhiza (redroot sage), 2245 nucleotides long. RefSeq lists its product as uncharacterized. The record is from RefSeq and is a predicted model, not a curated record. The coding region runs from base 366 to 1775 and encodes 469 amino acids. Lineage: Eukaryota; Viridiplantae; Streptophyta; Magnoliopsida; Lamiales; Lamiaceae. The transcript has 3 exons.